AUGGAGCAGCAGGAACAUAAGGCGCCUGGGGGCCACUAUUCUGGCACCAACAGGAUCCCCAACAUCAAGCAAUUCAUGGAGGGCUUGGACAAGGAAAAAAGAGAGCGUGACGCCAAGAUCGAUGCCCAGCUAAAGCAGAACAAAAGCGCCGGAGGCGAGGUCAAGGCUCACCAUGAUGACCAACCCAAAGGAAAUAACCGCCGGACAGUCCGUGACCCAGUCACCGGCAAGGACGUCGAGAUCGAUGAUAUCGGCCCUGAGAUGAUGAAAGCCGUCGAAGAUCCCCAUCUCUUCGUUCCCAACGCCAAUCUCGGCAAGGAUACCACCGUCAAGACAGAAGCUACCCAGUCUGGCGAGGAGUAUCGGCGCAACCAGGAUAUUACAGCACCGCCAGACCCGGUGGAGCCAGGAACGACGAGCGAUGUGCCCAUCCACGGCGAGAAGACCAACGUGCUCUUCCACCCGACCCCGUCCGUGAGCUACGAGCCCAUGUACGCCACCCUGGAGGCCAGGGCAAAUGUCCUCUGCGCAGGAAUCUUCUUCUCCAUCGCUUUCAUUGGCAAGAUCUUAGGUGGUUCGCUCUGGGGUCUGAUCCCUCUGGGGUUCUGUGUUGCCUCGGGCGUGUUCCUCUGGGUCAAAGAUCUUAUCCGCCAGGGCCGAGAUACUGAGUGGUCAAGCGAGCAGCAACGCGGCGAGACUGCGGUCGUAAACCUCAUUCCCGAGUCGGUCGAGUGGAUGAACACCGCGAUCGGUCUGAUCUGGGGAUUGAUCAACCCGGAUAUGUUUGUUGCUGUUGCGGAUACCCUCGAGGACGUAAUGCAAGCUUCGGUACCGGGUGUAAUUGAAAAUGUCAAAGUCAACGAUAUUUCUCAAGGAAGCAACCCCAUCAGAGUGCUGAGCUUGCGUGCUCUGCCGGACAGCCACGUACAGGAUCUGAAGGACGAGAUCCGAAAACAGGACGAGAAGACUAAAGAUCCCCAAGAAUUGGCAGCUGAUGAAGAGGGCGGUGAUUUCUACAACCUCGAGGCAACUAUCGCCUACCACUCACUGCCAUCCGGGGCGGAUGUGUCUUCAAAGGCCAAGAACAUGGGCAUGCAACUGGUCUUCUAUUUGGGUUUGAAGGGUCUAUUUGGAGUCCCAUUUCCCAUCUGGGUCGAACUCAAUGGUCUGGUCUGCACUGCCCGUAUCCGUGUGUCUCUUGCUCCUAAUCCGCCGUUCAUCAAGACACUUAGCGUCACCCUCAUGGGCCUGCCCAAGGUCGAGGCAAGCUGCAUACCAUUGAUCGAAAAGGGCGCGAAUAUCCUCAACCUCCCUCUUAUCUCGAAUUUCGUGAACUGGGCAAUCGCAGCCGCCGCUGGCAUGUACGUUGCCCCCAAGUCCUUGACUCUCGACAUCGGCAAGAUGUUAUCGGGCGACGAUAUUACAAAGGAGACCCAAGCGCUUGGCGUUCUCUUCAUCCGCAUCCACAAGGCGACUGGUCUGUCGAAACAGGACCGCAGAGGCAGCGAGGGCGGCGGUUCGGACCCUUAUAUUUGCGUCGCCUUCUCUAAGUUUGGCAAACCCCAGUACUGUACACGAGUUAUCCAGGAUAACCUUGACCCGAUCUUUUCCGAGUGCGCUGCUCUACUUGUUACCCCGGAUAUUAUCAAGGCAGACGAGCAGCUCUCGCUGGAGCUUUGGGACAGUGAUCGAUCCUCAGCGGACGAUGUGGUUGGGAAGGUCGAAUUGAGUAUUCAGAAGCUCAUUCAGCACCCAGGGAAAAUGUUUCCUCAAAAGUCAACUCUGAGAGGCACAAAAGCGGAAAGCACGAUGCCAGGCACGUUGUCUUGGGAAGUUGGCUUUUUCGGCAAGACCCAAUACCGGAAAGCUCUGCGUACCGACGGCAAGGAUCCCAAUCUCCCCAAGGAGCUACAGGACAAGAAGGAAUUGCAGCAGGAUGUUGGGUCUCUGGAUACUGCCAACGAAGAAGCUGUGGUCCACACGCCCCCUGACCCUCUUUGGCCCAGCGGAAUCGUCAGUAUCGUUGUUCAUCAAAUCGUCAACCUGGAACUGCAGAAUGUCAAGGGAUCUGAAGGCAAGAGGAAGGGGCGGGAAUUUGAGCCUGCCAGGCCCGAAGCAGGAGAUAUUAAGGAAGAGACGGGCAAGAAGCUGCCAAGCUCAUAUUGCACAAUUCUCGUCAAUGACGAGCUGGCAUACAAGACCAGAACUAAGGUCGUUUCUUCGAAGCCCAUUUUUGAAGCUGGAACAGAGCGGUUCAUCCGAGACUGGAGGGCCUCGAUCAUCACCGUCACUGUGCGAGAUUCGCGCAACCGUCAGCACGAUCCGAUCAUUGGAGUGGUCCCUCUGAAAUUGUCCGAUGUUCUAGUGACCAGCAGUCAGAGCACACGUUGGUACCCCCUCGAUGGCGGCAUCGGCUUUGGACGCGUCCGCAUCUCGCUCCUCUUCCGUUCCGUCGACCUCAAGCUGCCACCACAGCAGCUAGGCUUCGGCGAGAUUGGAACUUUUGAAUUCCUCUCAGACACCCUCACUGCCGUAAAUUAUGAUGGCAGUCCCCGCACGAAACUGAAGCUCCGCACCGGAGGUAGUUCAGCUGUGAUCAAGAGCGAGAAAUGCACCAAAGCCGAGGACGGUAGUCUCGUAUGGGAUAUCACGGAGUCUCAAGCUAGGAACAACAAUGAUGGGACUACUACCACAGUGGAAGGUCACAUUCGACUUCCCGUGCGAUAUCGCUACCGCUCACCUGUGUUCUUCGAAUUCCACCCCACUGGGAAACGGCAUACUGAUACUUAUGCAUCUGUGUGGCUGCAGGACCUGGUCGAUCUUGAAGAGAAGGACUUUGACAUUCCCAUUUGGAGGUGUAACAACGGCACACGCCUGAGCCAGAAUUAUAUCACCGAGGCCAACUAUCGGGACGUUCCCAAUCUCAAGAUCGAGGAGAUCGGGCGACUCAGAUUCCGAGGAAGGUUCAAGCCAGGAACUGAUCGUGACCACCUCAAAUUUGUGAGCGACAACGACUCUCGUGAGACGAUCGAGAGCUGGGAGGCGUGCUACGCCGAGGGUGUUAGGAAGGAGCUCGUCGUUGCAGAGGUACCACCCAGCAUACAGAAACUGCAUGAUGCCAGCCUGACUCAAGGGCGCGACGUUCUCGCCCAAGCGGACGAGAAGGACAAGGAGAAGUGGCUCGCCAAGGACGGUACCGACUGGAGCGGAGCCUUCGGUCAAGAUCCCGUCGAGACGAGGGGCAGAAGCGGCGGCGCUGAUGACGGUUCUAACUCCGACGAUGACCAGUACGACGACGAGGACUCGAGCAACCCCGACCUGGGCAUCGCUGACGCCACUACUGACCCUUCCAUCUACAGCGGUGGGGAUGCCAACGGCGACCAGUCCAGCGUGGCAGACACCCGCCAGUCCGUCGACAGUGGUCAUGGCAGUGUGCUGUCGGAUCAAACGACCAAGAGCAGCGGCGGCAAGUCUAGUAGCAGCAAGAACCCCAUCAAGGCGCUUAAGGACUACAACUCGCGGAGCAGGGAUCUGCACCGUCAGCAUCGGGGCUUGAUGCAAUGGAAACCCAUGCGUAAUGUUCAAUUUGCCAAAGACGAGGCCACUUACGCAGUUCGUCGACUCACAAAGGUUGGAUCUCUGAGCGGCCGGAAGCCUGACGUGGAGACGGAGGUCAUCUGGUUUCGGUUGUCACGGGUCGCAUAG
Diaporthe amygdali is the source of this 3705-nucleotide messenger RNA. RefSeq names its product c2 domain protein. The transcript is spliced from 5 exons. NCBI's taxonomy places the organism in Eukaryota, Fungi, Ascomycota, Sordariomycetes, Diaporthales, Diaporthaceae. The record is from RefSeq and is a predicted model, not a curated record. Gene Ontology annotation, molecular function: lipid binding. The coding region runs from base 1 to 3705 and encodes 1234 amino acids.